GCAAAUAAUGCAUACAGAUAGCGAACUUAAAGUUAAGAAUAGAAGUCGAAAGGGAACCAAAUCGAACACUAAGAGCAAGUUUGUAGGGGUGAGGCAGAGACCUUCGGGAAAAUGGGUUGCUGAAAUAAAAAACACGAGUCAAAAGAUAAGGAUAUGGCUUGGAACAUUCGACACAGCCGAAGAGGCUGCUCGUGCUUACGAUGAAGCUGCUUGUCUCCUUCGUGGUUCAAACACACGAACCAAUUUUAUCACUUCCGAUAACACCAACUCUGCCUUGUCACGCAGAAUCAGAAACCUCGUUAACCAGAAAAAGAAACUCAUCAAUAGCCCCCAGUUCGGCCCAACUCUUCAUACUACCUCUUCAACUGAUAAUGUUGCUGAUUCUAGCUUGGUUAUCAACCAAACUGUCAAUUUUACCAGCCAAAUGGUUAAUGGGAAUGAAUACCUGCCUGAUGUGACUCGACAAUUUGAUUACUCUUGGGCAUUUCCGCAGCAAUUUCCUCCUCCAAUUCCUGUCGAUUUGGGGGUAUUUACGGCAACAUUGCCAGAGGCUCAACAGGUGAACAAUGCAAAUGAGGUAGCGAUGCUUGAAUUCGAGCGUAUCAAGGUAGAGCGACAGAUAUCAGCAUCAUUGUAUGCCAUGAAUGGAGUGAAUGAUUAUCUGCAGAGCAUUUUUAGUGCUCGCGACUCUGUUGAUCUUCCUUUAACUCCUGCCUGGGAUCCGCCAAUGUUUUAUCAUAAUUUUUGUCUUGGUUGAUGAAUUUACUUCAUUUUUAUUUUGCUACGUCAAACAAAUGCUUUUCCCUUUUAAACCAUGUUUUGUUCUUAUUUUGAUUUGAUUCAUAUGUAUAGCUACCGGAAGACCACAACAAAUUAGUGUCUCCUUAAAAAUGUCAAAGACUUUUGAU
Amaranthus tricolor (Joseph's coat) is the source of this 908-nucleotide messenger RNA. RefSeq names its product ethylene-responsive transcription factor ERN1. The record is from RefSeq and is a predicted model, not a curated record. The transcript has a single exon. NCBI's taxonomy places the organism in Eukaryota, Viridiplantae, Streptophyta, Magnoliopsida, Caryophyllales, Amaranthaceae. Gene Ontology annotation, molecular function: DNA-binding transcription factor activity; DNA binding. The coding region runs from base 8 to 757 and encodes 249 amino acids. Gene Ontology annotation, biological process: regulation of DNA-templated transcription.